GGGCGGUGCGGGGCGGAACGGGGCGGAGCGGGGCACCCGGCCCGGCCCUCCCCUCCCGGCACAGCGACGGGGCCAGCCCGACACAGCCCAGGCAGCGGGGCCGCCGCCAGCCCGUCCUGCCCUGCCCAGCCCAGCCCAGGCUCUCCUCAGGCCUCAGGAAUGUCUUCUGAGCCCAGCUCAUCCUCCUCGCAGCAGUGCCCCAGCUCUGCCCCGCCGCCCAGCUCGCUGCACCUGCCGGAGAGCCGGCGGCCACGGGAGCGCUCCCCAUCCCCGCUGCGGGGGUACCUGAUCCCCAGCCCGCUGCCCACCCGCCGCACCAGGACCUUCUCGGCAACGGUGAGAGCCUCGGAGGGGCCCAUCUACAAAGGGGUCUGCAAGUGCUUCUGCCGCUCCAAGGGCCACGGGUUCAUCACCCCUGCGGACGGAGGGCCCGACAUCUUCGUGCACAUCUCAGACAUUGAAGGCGAGUACGUUCCCGUGGCAGGCGACGAGGUCACCUACAAGAUGUGCACCAUCCCUCCCAAGAACGAGAAGCUGCAGGCAGUGGAGGUGGUGAUCACCCACCUGGCCCCUGGCACCAAGCACGAGACCUGGUCAGGGCAUGUCAUCAGCUCCUGAGGUGUCCCUGGAGGGUGGCUGCUGCCAGGUGGGCUCUGCUCAGCACUGGCUGCAGGACCUGGCUGAAGAAUUCUGUGUGUGAGGAAAUACUGCAUUGUCAAUAAAGCAGAAGCAGGCCAAAAUUACCAUUUUUUACAGCUGGCCUGAUUAAAAAAAAAAAAAGGCAAUUCAAAUGCUAAUGAAAAAAAUCUAGCAUAAUGUGUUUACAAGAAAUGUAUUUAAAGAGACCUAGUUUGUGUGCUUGGUGGAGGAGGGGAGGUGUGGGUUUUCUUUUGUCUUGUGAACUGAUUCCAGGAAAUGCCCAGGGGAAGGGGGGAGAGGUUUCAAGGAGAGCUCUUCUAGUGUAGAUGGUCCAGCCCAGGUCUGAGCCCUGGGCUCCCCUGGGCUGCUCCUCCAGGGCUGCAGUACCUUUAUUGCUGAUAACAGUGCCUGAAUGCCUUGGCCUGACUGACAGAGGUGUUUAUUGCUGAUUUGUUUUCCUCAUGGAAGGAAGUUCACAAACAGAGCAGCUGCCACAGGGUGGAAAAUCUCCAUCAGGUGGUUAUGCUCUAGUGCCCAUCAGGUGCACCACUGCAAAUGGUGUGGCUGCACAAGUGUGGAAACUGUGUUGUACUGGUAAAGCUGGGGUUGUUUGUGAAUUUACUUAGGUGCCUUGAUGGUUGAUUAGCAACAGAUUUUAUAGGCCAGUAUUAAAAAAAAAAAAAAAUCCAUCCCAAAUUUAAAUUUGCUCCAAGGUAAGUGGUAGAAAACCGUAGAGUAGUGGAUACUUCAUAGCCUCAGAGGGUGUCUGAAUUUUGACCAGGCUGAAGAUUUGCCUUCCAGACUGCAUACAGCUGACUGGCAUGGUGUGCCAGGGGGCAGGCAGGACACCUGCACUGCUGCACACAGGUGUGUGCUGCCCAGGUGUAUUAAACACUGUGUGAGUUCCUCAGCAGGCUCAGCUGUCUUGGUGAAGUAAAUUCUGCAUCUGUUUCCCUGGCAAACUCUCUUGGUAGGAUGUGAUAGGGCCACCCUUCCCCAGACUCUGUGUGUAGUUGUAGUGCUACUAAAUUGGUUUUGUUCCUAUUUGCCUUCCAUAUGAAUGCUUUCAAAUGAAGCAUUUUUCUCUGUUAUUUUCCUAACAGUGGAUUUUUAUUGACUUUGCAAAUAUAAAGGAAAAAAAAAAAAGGCACAAUCCUUGUUAGUUGUAUGAAACAGUGUAGCUUCAGUUGUGUAUUUGGAGCUUCACCAAGAGGUGCUGGCUGUCAGGAGCUGUCAUGAGCCUUUCACAGCAGCUGAUCUGUUCCCAGGUGUGAUGUGGGGUCAGGAACUGCUGUGCUGGCUUGUUUUCCCUUAGCUGUGCCUGUGUUACACCAUGGUGUGCUGGGGUUUUGGGUUUGGUUUUCUUUUUUAUGACCCAUAAGCCUUGGUAGCAGUGGGUUUAUCACGGUGCAGCUUGUUGGAAUAUCACCCCCUGCUUUCUUUACAAUAAAUGCAACCAUUUCAGUGCUUUAA
Molecule: messenger RNA, 2112 nt
Organism: Haemorhous mexicanus (house finch)
Lineage: Eukaryota; Metazoa; Chordata; Aves; Passeriformes; Fringillidae
Gene: CARHSP1
Product: calcium regulated heat stable protein 1
Exons: 4
Coding region: 160-618 (152 amino acids)
Biological process (GO): regulation of mRNA stability
Cellular component (GO): cytoplasm
Molecular function (GO): mRNA 3'-UTR binding
Source: RefSeq, a predicted model, not a curated record